CCAGUCCCCGCCGGCUGCCGAGCGGGAGGGGUGGCGGAGGAGCCGCAGAGAUGUCCGGCCAAAGCCUGACGGACCGAAUCACCGCCGCCCAGCACAGUGUCACCGGCUCCGCCGUAUCCAAGACAGUAUGCAAGGCCACGACCCACGAGAUCAUGGGGCCCAAGAAAAAGCACCUGGACUACUUGAUUCAGUGCACAAAUGAGAUGAAUGUGAACAUCCCACAGUUGGCAGACAGUUUAUUUGAAAGAACUACUAAUAGUAGUUGGGUGGUGGUCUUCAAAUCUCUCAUUACAACUCAUCAUUUGAUGGUAUAUGGAAAUGAGCGUUUUAUUCAGUAUUUGGCUUCAAGAAACACGUUGUUUAACUUAAGCAAUUUUUUGGAUAAAAGCGGAUUGCAAGGAUAUGACAUGUCUACAUUUAUUAGGCGGUAUAGUAGAUAUCUAAAUGAAAAAGCAGUUUCAUACAGACAAGUUGCAUUUGAUUUCACAAAAGUGAAAAGAGGGGCUGAUGGAGUUAUGAGAACAAUGAACACAGAAAAACUCCUAAAAACUGUACCAAUUAUUCAAAAUCAAAUGGAUGCCCUUCUUGAUUUUAAUGUUAAUAGCAAUGAACUUACAAAUGGGGUAAUAAAUGCUGCCUUCAUGCUCCUCUUUAAAGAUGCCAUUAGACUGUUUGCAGCAUACAAUGAAGGAAUUAUUAACCUGUUGGAAAAAUAUUUUGAUAUGAAAAAGAACCAGUGCAAAGAAGGUCUUGACAUCUAUAAGAAGUUUCUGACUAGGAUGACAAGAAUCUCAGAAUUUCUCAAAGUUGCAGAGCAAGUUGGAAUUGACAGAGGUGAUAUACCAGACCUUUCACAGGCCCCCAGCAGUCUUCUUGAUGCUUUGGAACAACAUUUAGCUUCCUUGGAAGGAAAGAAAAUCAAAGAUUCUACAGCUGCAAGCAGGGCAACAACGCUUUCCAACGCAGUCUCUUCCUUGGCAAAUACUGGCCUGUCUCUUACCAAAGUGGAUGAAAGGGAAAAGCAGGCAGCAUUAGAAGAAGAACAGGCUCGUUUAAAAGCUUUAAAGGAACAGCGCCUAAAAGAACUUGCAAAGAAACCUCAUACCUCUUUAACAACUGCAGCCUCUCCUGUGUCCACCUCAGCAGGGGGUAUAAUGACUGCACCAGCCAUUGACAUAUUUUCUACCCCUAGUUCUUCUAACAGCACAUCAAAGCUACCAAAUGAUCUGCUUGAUUUGCAGCAGCCAACUUUUCACCCAUCUGUACUUCCUAUGUCAACUGCUUCUCAGGUAGCAAGUACAUGGGGAGAUCCUUUCUCUGCUACUGUAGAUGCUGUUGAUGAUGCCAUUCCAAGCUUAAAUCCUUUCCUCACAAAAAGUAGUGGUGAUGUUCACCUUCCCAUUUCUUCAGAUGUAUCCACUUUUACUACUAGGACACCUACUCAUGAAAUGUUUGUUGGAUUCACUCCUUCUCCAGUUGCACAGCCACAUCCUUCAGCUGGCCUUAAUGUUGACUUUGAAUCUGUGUUUGGAAAUAAAUCUACAAAUGUUAUUGUAGAUUCUGGGGGCUUUGAUGAACUAGGUGGACUUCUCAAACCAACAGUGGCCUCUCAGAACCAGAGUCUUCCUGUUGCCAAACUCCCACCUAACAAGUUAGUAUCUGAUGACUUGGAUUCAUCCUUAGCCAACCUUGUGGGUAAUCUUGGCAUUGGAAAUGGAACCACUAAGAAUGAUGUAAAUUGGAGUCAGCCCGGUGAAAAGAAGCUAACUGGAGGAUCUAACUGGCAACCAAAGGUUGCUCCAACAACUGCUUGGAAUGCUGCAACAAUGAAUGGCAUGCAUUUUCCACAAUACGCACCCCCUGUAAUGGCCUAUCCUGCUACUACACCAACAGGCAUGAUAGGAUAUGGAAUCCCACCUCAAAUGGGAAGUGUACCUGUGAUGACACAACCAACCUUAAUAUACAGCCAGCCUGUCAUGAGACCACCGAACCCCUUUGGCCCUGUAUCAGGAGCACAGAUACAGUUUAUGUAAUUAGAUGGAAGAGAAUGGAAUUAUUUCAAAAAGACAAGUGCUCAAGCAGCAAAUACUUACUUCCAGCAAAAUCCAAACUGCUGUCUCUUAAACUCUCUUCUUCCAUUAGAAUGCUACAGUAACCCAGUGAAGGCCCACGAAGGAAAUUGGGACUAGUCUAUAGGAGAACAUAUCAGUACAAUUUAUAAAGCCAAGAAUUGCCAUGAUUUCAGACUAAGAUCUGUCUUUCUGGUGACUAACCCUUCAGUUCUUUCAACUUCUAUUAAUACCCAUAAUCAGUAACCUACCAAGAAAAGCCCUUAUUUGGAAAGUAUGAAAUUUGUAUUUGGAAAAGCUGCCUGGAGAGAAGAAGAGCUGUGUCCUUUACUGUAAUGCAACAGAACUCUUUUGGGGGGAUCAAAAUCAUAAUUCUUAAUUAUGCAGUAUCUUUCUUUUAUCCAGUCCUCACAGAAACAGUAACUAAAAUUAACUUUUCUUUUUUAAAAAAAUUAUAUAUUCAGUUUGCAGUAGACAUUCCUUAAGUAUUUGUAUUUAUUUAUGAUUAUCAAUUUACGUAACAUUAAUAUUGUAUCAAACCUCCUUAUGAAAAUGAGUAUGGAUGUACACAGUAUGUUUGAUUUUUAUCCAUAAGAAUGAAUCUGAUUCAGAAUGCUUGCAGCUGACAUACAGAGCACUAAAUAUUUUAAGGCAAGUCCAUAGGUCUGAAUCGCUUAAGAAUUCUCAGUCUCUAUGGGAUUUAGGGAAGCAUUAUAAAUGCAUUAAUCCUUAUAGUCAAUUCUGUGCCUAGGAUUUUGCAAGGGAACAGUUCACUGACUAGGAAAAGCACUACAUUUUAAAUUCAGCAUUAGUGCAUUGGGAAGGAACUUUACUGCUUUGUGCUUGGCAUGUCAUUAUUUUCCAUUUGACAUUAGGGCCUUUCCAAAAUGAAUGUGAGGAAUUGCUUUCACUUCAAGACUUUCCUUCUUUUCAGUAAAACUCUAGGAGGUGUUAUGGGGGGAGGGAAGGGGACAAAAUCCUUGAACCUUUUAUUUGGCUUGUGCCAUGUUAUGAUCAUGUACCUUUUAAAUAAGGGGAAAUAGUAUCUUUAAAGUUAAUGUCUAGCCAAGAGUUUAGUUAACAAAGAAUUAAACUGCACUGUUGAUCGGUGCUUUGUGUAAAUACAUCUUAACAUUUGGGUUGAGAGGGGCCUUAAGAAGGACAGUUCGUUGUAGGAAAGCAAUUCUGUACAUGAGUUUAAGCAUACUUGUUGCAUUGUCUCUGCAGAUUCUAUUUUUGUUUACAAUAUUAAAAUGUAUGUUAGCAAAAAUGGGUGGAUUUUCAAAUAAAAUGCAGCUUCCACAAAACUUUUGUUAUGGUAUUCUGGUCUGAGGUGCAUUUUCUUUUUUCCUUUUUCUUUAUCAUCAAUAUUAUUUUUUGCUAAUAAAAGUAUACCCAGGUGAUUAUAUUUGCUGAUUUAAUAAAAUGUAAAAUUUAUUUCUGUUUUAACUUAA
Messenger RNA from Diceros bicornis minor, 3523 nucleotides. RefSeq names its product phosphatidylinositol binding clathrin assembly protein (gene PICALM). Gene Ontology annotation, molecular function: 1-phosphatidylinositol binding; SNARE binding; clathrin heavy chain binding. Gene Ontology annotation, cellular component: extrinsic component of presynaptic endocytic zone membrane; clathrin-coated pit; synaptic vesicle. NCBI's taxonomy places the organism in Eukaryota, Metazoa, Chordata, Mammalia, Perissodactyla, Rhinocerotidae. Gene Ontology annotation, biological process: synaptic vesicle budding from presynaptic endocytic zone membrane; clathrin-dependent endocytosis; clathrin coat assembly. The transcript has 21 exons. Bases 51 to 2033 code for a protein of 660 amino acids. The record is from RefSeq and is a predicted model, not a curated record.